AAUGGCUCUACCUGUAGCGGAUCGUGCAAGUAGCGGCGCAGAAACAGCGAAGGAUCGCGAGCAGACGACGCCUCGCUUUCCGUCGUCACCCCGAGCCAUGCCCCCAGCAGGACGAGCAGCUGCGCGCCGACCAUCGUUGCACAGCGUUUUCACCAAGGCCACUUAUCAAGCAUCCAGCGCAAAACGGGGCAGCCAACGGGGCAGUAAAGAAGGUGGGGAGAGCUUCCGAGAAGAGGGAAGGAGUGGGGGAGGUUUCUGGCGUCGGCGCACGGCCCAGCGCGGGCUCUUUGUGCAGCGCGAUAGACGGUAGCAACGGCGGGCGGCAUGGCGCCGGACUCUGUGGAGGCUUUCAUCGCCAGCAUCAAAAAGUAUCCCAUCUUAUACGACUGCAAGCGUCUCGGGUACCGCGAUGUGGAACGUAAACGCGAAAUCUGGGAAAUUAUCAAGAAGGAAACACACAUGGAAUCAGUGGACGACUGCCAGAGGCUAUGGAAGUCGCUACGAGACCGUUAUAUACGUGAGCUGCGAGCAUUAGAACACUUGUCCCACCUGCCUUGGGACGCUAGGCAGAGCAAGUGGACGUACUUCCAGUCACUGGACUUCUAUCGCGACUGUGGACGGGCGGCCAGAGGCAAGCAGCUAGCUGCAGACACCAGCAGCACAGUGUCGGAAAACGGCGACUACGAGCACCAGCAAGCGAGCGCCGCACCUGUGGUUUCCUCGCCCGAGGACUACGCUCCUUUGAGGUUAACCCUCAGCCCAGAAGCUCACCGUGAUCCUCCUCCGCCGCAGAUUCGUCCUCCGCCACCGGCUCCUACCCCAUCCGUCGUGGCUGCCCCGACCACACAAGUUGUGCCCGCGGACUCUUUCGAGGCCGAGGUACUGAGCAUUUUGAACAGGCCGCUCGACGAAGACGAGUACUUUGCACUGUCUCUGGUUCCCUCGCUGAGGAGGCUGAGUAACAGGAAGAAGAUGCUGGCUAAAGUCAAAAUUUUGCAGGAUCUCUCUUACGUAGAGUUCGGAGAAUGACGGCGGAGGAGGUCACGUUGACCCCCCCUCCCUGCCAGCAGAACGUCGUCCCUGCAUUGCCAACCUUUAUUUGCCUCUUACGACUGCCGACGUACCUGGAAGUCGACGACACUCCGCACGUCUCGUGCGGAAGUGCGCGUCCGAUACUCAUCAUCCGCGUGUGCCUUCGAACUAUGCAAGUGUCCUGCCUGAACUGAUCUCAACUGUCCCGAAUGGUCGUCGUCUGCUGCGGAUCCGACUUUACCAGAUCAUUCCCACCUACUUGCCUUGAUGCGAUGCUUCGAUGGUACAGUCAGUUAGUACACAGGAGCAUUAUGCCAAAAAUGGGGGUACCCUGAUGGCGGUGCAGCCUUUCCUUCUAGCUGCCUGUCAACACUGUUCUUUUUUUUUUUAAGCUCUCAAAGACUACUCUGAUCUCAUAUUGAUGAGCAGGCAUUCCAAACGUCUCAUUUUUUGUACGUGGCAUAACGGGGCCACCGCAUCGUGCCUGUUUGACUUACUUUUGUAAAGCAUGAUCUCGUGCCAAUUUUCAUUUAGUCGCAAUACAUGCGUGGUCUUUCUACAAGCCAUUGUUACAAAGUGUGUCGGGUCUGCGCACCCAUUUUAUGGUAUUUUUCAUAAAAUGACAAAUGUUUAUGUA
Molecule: messenger RNA, 1669 nt
Organism: Ornithodoros turicata
Lineage: Eukaryota; Metazoa; Arthropoda; Arachnida; Ixodida; Argasidae
Product: transcription factor Adf-1-like
Exons: 3
Coding region: 325-1029 (234 amino acids)
Biological process (GO): regulation of transcription by RNA polymerase II
Cellular component (GO): nucleus; transcription regulator complex
Molecular function (GO): DNA binding
Source: RefSeq, a predicted model, not a curated record